AUGAAGCCGGCGGAUACUAAUACUGGAGAUUCUGAAUCUGAGGAUUCUGAAUUUAACGUUGUGACGGACUUUGAAUCGGGACGUCAGUGGAGGAGGUGGAACGGGAAUGUAGUAAAAUGCGACGAGAAGAAUGCCUGGCGGAUAGAAAUUCCGAAAGUGGACGAGGUUCCGAAAGUGGACGAGGUUCCGAAAGUGGACGAGAAUAAUGGACGAGGUUUCGGAGCCCGAGCAAUGUUCUGGUUUAGUAUAGCUGCAUCAAACCAUCUAUUGAUAAUAGUAUCAAUGUUGGACGUUCGAGACCCACCCUGA
Caenorhabditis remanei is the source of this 309-nucleotide messenger RNA. RefSeq lists its product as uncharacterized. NCBI's taxonomy places the organism in Eukaryota, Metazoa, Nematoda, Chromadorea, Rhabditida, Rhabditidae. The record is from RefSeq and is a predicted model, not a curated record. Bases 1 to 309 code for a protein of 102 amino acids. The transcript has 2 exons.